Aspergillus novofumigatus IBT 16806 is the source of this 962-nucleotide messenger RNA. RefSeq lists its product as uncharacterized. NCBI's taxonomy places the organism in Eukaryota, Fungi, Ascomycota, Eurotiomycetes, Eurotiales, Aspergillaceae. The coding region runs from base 277 to 867 and encodes 196 amino acids. The record is from RefSeq and is a predicted model, not a curated record. The transcript has a single exon.
GAACAACCUUCAAACUCGAUAGACGGCAGGGGCACAUUAGCCCUUAUUGACAGAUCCAAAAAUCGCCAAUGUCAUGUCCUAAUGGACAAUCACAAAUACGGUGCCAUUCGCCUUUGAAUGAUAUGCUGCCUAUAGCACCAGUCACCUAUUAAAUGACGUAACCUUAGCCCUUACAUGCAUAAAUGUGAUUUUGGUGAAGGUUAGCACUUACGCAUCGUGCUGGGACAUUCGUUAUAAUAUCUUGGACAGGAGCAGCCAUUGCCGCGGUAGUCAUGGAUGCAACUAAGAUUAAGAAGGAUUUCAUGUCUUCCGAAUCUUCAGAAUAUAACAGGCUUUCAAUGUUGGGAAAAUGUGUGUGUGGAGCAAGUGUGUUCCAAUAAUUCCACCUCAGGGUGCCUGUCGAUGUUAAGGAUAAGACUUCUUGAGAGACCAGAGAUGAGAUACAUUAAGGUUCAAGACGGCCAGAGAUGGUAUGCACCAUUUUAUAGUCGGACCACCAUGCUCGUUGCUUGGUAUGUGAUCUUUUUGGCUUCGCUGCAUGCUUUGAGAAACGGACACGCCGAUGUUUGCUCACUAUUGGAAGCAACCAGAAACAACAUGGCCAAUCAGGAACUACAGGUAAGCCAACAUGUUAAUGAUGAGACUAAGGAAGAUGGAUUUAUCCCUAUUUGCCGAGGAGUCUUCACUUCUAUUGGUUACAGGUCCACUGCUUGCUCGCACCAGCUGGGAAGUAAGGCUCAUGAUGGUCACAUGGACACACCUCAUCGUCAACUCUUCAGGUCAGUGGAACAUUGCACUGUAGGGCAAACUCAGCCAGCCUCAUGGAGUCAUGAGGUCUCAUCCAUCGCCUAUUUUGUGGGUUCGUAACGGAUAAUUAAUUUUGGCGUGGAUGGAUAGGCCGCUGCGGCCCAGAGUGACUUAGUAAACACAUCAAGUAAAGCAGUAUAUAGAAAGAAGAUCAU